Messenger RNA from Strongyloides ratti, 5244 nucleotides. Its product is annotated as Dilute class unconventional myosin. Gene Ontology annotation, molecular function: ATP binding; microfilament motor activity; actin filament binding. NCBI's taxonomy places the organism in Eukaryota, Metazoa, Nematoda, Chromadorea, Rhabditida, Strongyloididae. The coding region runs from base 1 to 5244 and encodes 1747 amino acids. The transcript is spliced from 9 exons. Gene Ontology annotation, cellular component: cytoplasm; myosin complex; vesicle. Gene Ontology annotation, biological process: vesicle transport along actin filament; actin filament organization. The record is from RefSeq and is a predicted model, not a curated record.
AUGGAUCCAAUGUGUACAUUAGGUAGACAGGAAAAAUUUCCAUUAGAAAAUUAUACAAAAGGAACAUCUGUAUGGAUUAGGGAUUCUGAUGUUGUAUGGAAAUGUUAUGUAUUAUUAGAUAAUAUAAAAUUUUCUCAAUCUACUAUAUUAUUACAAAGUAUUGAUGAUGAAGAUGAUAUUAUUGAAGGAAAAAAUGAUUUAACUAGUUUGUCAUAUCUUCAUGAACCUGCAGUUUUAAGUAAUUUACAAUAUAGAUUUGAAACAUUAUCUUCUAUUUAUACCUAUUGUGGAAUUGUAUUAGUUGCUAUUAAUCCUUAUUGUGAUUGUUCUAAUUUAUAUGGUGAUGAAGUUAUACAAGUUUAUAGUGGUGUUGGUAAACAAGUUCGUGGUCUUGAUCCUCAUAUUUAUGCAAUUUCUGAAGAAGCAUAUCAUGAUUUAUGUGAAUAUGGAAAAAAUCAAUCUAUUAUAGUUAGUGGUGAAAGUGGAGCUGGAAAAACAGUUAGUGCUAAAUUUGUAAUGCGAUACUUAGCAACUGUAGCAUCUAAUUGGAAAGAAAGUGAAAAAAAUGAAACAGGGAUAGAAAAAAAGGUAUUGGCAUUAAAUCCAAUUAUGGAAGCUAUUGGAAAUGCUAAAACAAUUAGAAAUGAUAAUUCAUCAAGAUUUGGAAAAUUUAUAAAAAUAAAUUUUAAUAAAAGGAGAACUAUAUCGGGUGCUGAAAUGAGAACAUAUUUAUUAGAAACAUCACGUGUUGUAUUUCAAACUUCUGAUGAACGUAAUUAUCAUAUAUUUUAUCAAAUAUGUGCUGCUAGAAAUAAUGAUAUAUUAAAAGAUUUAAAGUUAAUGGAUUGUACCAAAUAUUCAUAUUUAUAUGGUGGUAGAUGUGAUGCUAUUGAUGGUGUUGAUGAUGAAAAAGAAUUUUAUGAAACAAUCAAUGCAUUAACUCGAUUAGGAAUUUCUAAUGAGUUACAAUAUAUUGUUUUUAAAAUUUUAACUGCGAUAUUAAUUAUUGGAAAUAUUAAUUAUACAGAAAUAAAUGAAAGUAUUGCUCAGAUUAUUGAUGAUGAUAGUAAUAAUUUGCUUAAUAUUUGUGCUAACUAUUUAUCUGUUGAUUCUUCUAUUUUAAAACUUUGGUUGACAGAAAGAGAAAUACGAUGUGGUAAAGAAUUAAUGAGAAAACCACUAACAAAGACAGAAGCAAUUAUAAAUAGAGAUGCUUUAUCAAAACUUUUAUAUUCUUCAUUGUUUAAUUGGAUUGUUGAACAAAUUAAUAUUUCUCUUUCAGUGGAAAAAAAUAAUAAAGGAAAUAUUAUGAAAAGUCCUAAUAAAGAUAAUAAACUUGAAUCUAAAUUUGUUGGAGUUUUAGAUAUUUAUGGUUUUGAGACAUUUACAAUUAAUUCAUUUGAACAAUUUUGUAUUAAUUAUGCAAAUGAAAAAUUACAACAACAAUUCAAUCAACAUGUCUUUAAAUUAGAACAAGAAGAGUAUGUUCGUGAAGGUAUUGAGUGGGUUCGUAUUGAUUUUUAUGAUAAUCAACCAUGUAUUGACUUAAUUGAAAAUCGACCUGGUAUUAUAGAUUACUUGGAUGAACAAUGUAAAAUUGGAAGAGGAACAGAUGAAGAUUGGUUAAGAUCAAUGAGUACAUGUAAAAAUAUAUCAAAAAAUCCAAAUUUUAUGUUACCAAAGAUAUAUGAUCCCAGUUUUAUUGUUAAACAUUUUGCUGCUGAUGUUCAAUAUAAAAUUGAGGGAUUUAUAGAAAAAAAUAAAAAUACUAUCAAUGAACAGUUACUUGAAGUUAUUGUAAAUUCAAAAUCUGAAUUUAUUAGAAAUAUGAUAAAUGAUUCAAUUGGAAUGAUUACCAGUGGAAAUGAAAGAAAAAAAACUGUUUCAUUUAAAUUUAGAGAAUCUUUAAAAGAUUUAAUAUCAGUUUUAAGUUCAACAACACCUCACUAUGUCAGGUGUAUUAAACCAAAUGAUGUAAAGAGAAGUUUUUAUAUGGAAUCCAAAAGAAGUAUUCAACAAUUACGUGCAUGUGGAAUUCUUGAAACUGUUAGACUUAGUGCUGCAGGAUAUCCUUCACGAAUGGGAUAUGAAGAUUUUAGUCGAAGGUAUCGUGUCUUAUACACUGAAGAUGGUAAACUUUGGAAGAAUGAUUGUAAGAAAUUUGUUAAUAUAACUUGUACAAAAUAUCUUGAAAAUGAAAAAUUUGCUCUAGGAAAGACAAAGAUAUUUUUUAGGACUGGUCAAGUUGCUCAAUUAGAACGCCUUCGUCAUGAAAGAUUUUCCAGUGCAGCACUUAUCAUUCAAUGUAAUUGGAGGAAAUAUCAGGCAAUGAAAUUAUUUAAAGCCAAAAAAAAUGCACUUUUAUUAAUUCAAGGAUCUUUAAAAUAUUUUUUGGCUUAUCGUCGUAUAAAAUAUCUUCAAAUGUACAGAGCUGCUAUUGAAAUUCAAUCUAGAUGGCGUGGAUUUUAUCAUAGACAAAAUUAUAAAAAACUUCAUAAUGCUGUUGUUGUCAUUCAAUCACAUUAUAGAAAGAAUGUCAUUAGAAAAGAAUAUCUACGUCAAAAGUAUGAAAACGCAGCAAUUACAAUACAAAAAUAUAUUCGUGGAUGGCUUGUUAGAAGAGAACAAAUUGAAAGAACUAUAAAAAUUAUUAAAGUACAAUGUUUGGUUCGAAGGUGGUUGGCUCGACGUAAGUUACGAGAACUAAAAAUUGAGGCAAAGAGUGUUGGUCAUUUACAAAAAUUAAACAAAGGCCUUGAAAAUAAAAUUAUUUCAUUACAACAGAAACUUGAUGUUGCUGUCUCAAAUAUGGAAUAUAAAAAAAAAUAUGAAAAAAUGGAGGAAGAAAUGGCAUUUUUGCAAAAUAAAUUAGAUGAAAAGGAAAAGUACAUCAAUGAAUUAGAUAAAAAAGCUAAAGAAAAAGAGAAUUUAGAAAUUCUCUUUGAAAAAGAAAAACAAAAAGUUGUUGAGUUAAGUGAAGAACUUAAAAAUGUAUCUUUAGAAAAUGUUAAAUUAACAAAAGAGCGUUCUGAGUGUCGUAAUGAAUUGGCACUGGAAUGUUCUGAACGUAUAGAUGCUCAAAAACAAGUUGAAGAAAUGAGAAUUCAAUUGAUGGCAAAUGCUUAUUUAAUGGCACCUGAAAGUAAUCCUGUUUUUGUUGAUAAUGAAACCAUGCGCAAUGAUAUUAUAAAUACACAAUCUAAAAGAAAAAAUUUUGAAUCUUCAGAAUCUAGAGAACGUUUAUCAAAACAAGAAAGUGGUGAUUUACAUUCUGGAGAAAAUAAUUCACCUUCCUCAAAUGAAAAUAAUUCCAUAAUUGAAAAACAAAUGACGUUAUUAUUUUCACAACAAAAAAUUAUACAAAAAUUAAGGUAUCGUGAAAAUGAACUAAUAAGAAGAUUAGAUGAAUUUUUGUCUAGUGUUGAAGAGUCAUCAGCAACAAAUAUGUAUUGUGCUAGUUAUGAUAAUCUAAAGUAUAAAUCUCUGGAAAGUUCAUAUAAUAAAUUAAAGAAUGAAAUGUCAUCAUUACUGGGUGAAAAAAUUUCAAGUAAAUCUUUUCUAUCAAACAUUUCUGUAUUUAGUAAUUUUGGUGAUAAAAAUUUCAAAGAUAUAUUCAAUAGGUUAAUUAAUGAAAAUGAAAAAUUAAUCUUGGAAAAUAAUGAAUUAAAAGCAUUACUGGAAAAAUAUUUAAAAUCAUCUAAUAUAACAUCAUCAAAAGAUUCAAGAAUUAAUUAUUUAGAUUAUGAUAGUGAAGAUGAUGAUUCAGUUAUAGCUAGUGAUUCAUAUAAUUCUUUUGAGACAGAACUUAAUUUAUUGAGAGAAAUAUCUGACCUAAAAAAUAGGCUUUCUUUUAAAGAUAAACAAUUGGAUGAGCAAAUAACAGAAAUUGAAAAACUUCAUCAAAGGAUUGAAAAUUUAACUUCAUUUAUUAGUCCUGAAUUUUAUCAAUUGGCUUUUCCUAUAAUUGAUGACAUAGUUAUAGAGAAUAAAGUUGAGGGAAAUCAAAAUUACCUAGAUUGUGCAGGUCAAAUUAAUAAUAUUAUUGAUGAAAAUUUAUCAUUACAAGAAAAAAUCAAUAAACAAAAUGAAAAAAUAGAUAAUUUAAGAAAGGUAUCGUCAAAUGAGAAUACUGAAUAUGACAAGGAUAAUGGAAUAUGUGAACAUAAUAAAGGUUUGAUAAAAGUUACAAAUAUACCAGAAUUUGCCAAUAGUUUGGUUAUUGGAUUAAGAGCAAAAAUUAUUAAAAUUAUUCCUCCAUUGUUACCGGCAAAUAUUAUUUUUGGUGCUUUACGUUUAUUUGAUAAAGAAAAUGAUGAAAUCGGUUUCACAAGUUGUUUUACAAAUAUUCAUGAUAAUAUUAAAGAAAUUUUUAAUGAAAGUUCAGAUUUUGAUGUUGCAUUAAUUUGGUUUAUUAAUUCAUGGAAAUUGUUAAAUUUACUAAGACAAUACUCAAUGGUAGAUGAUAAAAGUGAAAUUAUUUGGUUUGAAAAAAAUACAGAACAACAAAAAUUGCGUCAACUAGAAACAAGAAUUGAAAGUGGUUAUAAAAUAAUUUUAAAAAAACAUAUUGAAGUUGUUUUAACACCAAAAAUUGUACCUGCAAUUUUAAUGCAUGAUGAAACAAAAAGUCAAAAUAAUAAUGAUAAAAGUCUCGAUAAUUUACUCGAUUUUAUGGGUUCAAUUUUGACUAAAUUAAAACGUAUGAAUGCUGAUGAUAUCAUUAUACAACAAAUUUUUUCUCAACUAACACAAUGGGUAUCAUCUCUUUCAUUAAAUCAUAUGUUAUUUAGAAAAGAUUUAUGUACAUUUGAGAGAGCUUUUAUUAUUAAACAUAAUGUAACUGAGUUAGGGGAUUGGUUAAAAAAGAAUAAACUUUCUAAAUAUUGUGAAUAUUUGGAGCCUUUAAUACAGGCAACUCACCUUAUACAAUCUCAAAAAACAAUAAAAAAUGUAGAAAUAUUGUGUGGUUCGAUGACAAAUUCCUUGAAACCAAGGCAAAUAAUAAGUAUCCUUCAACAUUACACACCAUCCAUAGAUUUUGAAGAUGAUGAACCAACACCAGAAUUUUUAGCAAUGGUAAAAGAACAUUUAUCAGGAAGAGAAAAAGAAAAUGAUGAAUUACUUUUACGUGGAACUUACAUUGAACCAUUUAAUGUUGAAACUUUCGUUUAUACUGAUGGCAAUUUAGAAGAUAUUUCAAUUCCAGCAUGUUUAAGGUUAACCUCUUACUGUAAAUUAAUUUAA